AUGCAUCCAAAUCAUUGUGCUCAAGGAGGAUGUGUUUCUUAUGUACUGCCAGAAUUUCUGCUUGAAACAGAAGAUUAUAAGAGGUGGAUUGAAAUUAAGUCUACCACUAAAACCAUGCCUGUGAGUUCCUGUGCACCUACAGCAACGUGUUCUAUUGUUAUAGAAAUGACUGAGUUUGAAACUUGGAGUAAACGGGCAUGGACAGAUGUAUUACUUCAGAUAUAUAAGGUUCUGGUUCUAGCCCGGCUUAAACCACAUUCUACCAACAAUAUGCCUUCCAUAAAUGUGCGAAAUCCAUCAAAAAUUAAUCCUUGCUUUGCGUCCAGCAACAUAUAUUCUAAUUCUGAAAGGAUUCUACUUAGUUGGAUGAAUGUAAUUUAUGAGAAUUUUCGACAUAUUAUAUGGAAACACUCUCCAAAAGGUAUCACUCCCUCUGAAAGAUGGAUAGUAAGCUUCGACAAAGACCUUUCAGAUGGCCUUGUUUUAGCAACACUGCUAGGAGCCUAUUGCCCAUAUUUGGUCGAAUCUCACUUGAUAAAUAUGUAUACACAACCAAAUAGUCCUGAACAACAUUUGCACAAUUGCCUGAUUAUCACAAAUGUUCUUCAUGAAAUUGGCUUUGACAUGGAUGUACAAGCCACUGACAUCUGCGACCCAAAUCCAAUCUUAUUGCUCAUGCUUUGCGUCUAUAUGUAUGAAAGACUCCCUACAUACCUCCCCAAGAGAGUGGUGCCCUUUCAUUGUACUCUGCAUGACACAGAAUUGGCACAGAUUCUACUGAAAAAUUCAAGCACAAAGAUCUUAGUGUAUAAUGCUAUAAUUGUUGGAAGAGAUGCAGCUGAUUUCUCCCUUGCCCAAACAGGAAAGAUUAUAACAAUUUUUCCAAAAGAUAGUACUGAUAUCACUGUGAAGUUCACCAGCCGCUUCCUCCGUUUUUUUUGA
Messenger RNA from Tupaia belangeri chinensis (Chinese tree shrew), 942 nucleotides. RefSeq names its product cilia- and flagella-associated protein 47-like. Bases 1 to 942 code for a protein of 313 amino acids. Gene Ontology annotation, biological process: sperm axoneme assembly; cilium assembly. Gene Ontology annotation, cellular component: cilium. The record is from RefSeq and is a predicted model, not a curated record. NCBI's taxonomy places the organism in Eukaryota, Metazoa, Chordata, Mammalia, Scandentia, Tupaiidae. The transcript is spliced from 9 exons. Gene Ontology annotation, molecular function: protein binding.